AGCAAAAAACCACGGGUCGAAAAUACUGGCGUUCGUGGGCCGGCCUCGGCGAGAGGGUGAAGGCGGGAGGACCCUUCGUUCCCCAUCCCUUCCCCUCCCCCGCGCUCCCCUUCCCAGGAAAAAACCUCAACAGCGAUGCAUCCCAUGCUAAACAAUCCGCUCAGCGGCGGCUGCGCGUUUCCGCCGGUUGCAGCCGCGCUGCGGUUAUCGUCAGCCUCUCUUCCAGUUCUCGGUAGAAGCGCGGGCAGGGGCAGGAGGCGGUGGGCCGGUUUUGCGCGCGCCAGCUCGGACGGCUCUGAUGGCGCUGUCGCUGGCGCGGUAACGGAAGGGGAGGGCGGUGUCGGCGCCGGCGCCGGCCAGAGCGGAGCCUCGGCCGAGUCAGCGCCGAAGACGCAGCCGGCCCCCGUUGAUCCCAGCAUCGAGAAGGAGCUCAAGAAGGCAGUUCAGAAGACCGCGGCCACGUUUGCGCCGAGGGCGUCCACCGCAACGAAGAACCCCGCCGUGCCCGGUUCCACUCUGUACACCGUGUUUGAGGUCCAGGCGUACGCCUCCAUGCUUGUGGGCGGCGCCCUUUCCUUCAACCUCGUCUUCCCCUCCAACGAGCCGGACAUUUGGAGGCUCAUGGGGAUGUGGUCCAUCUGGAUGUUCACUAUACCUUCUCUUCGGGCUCGUGACUGCUCAAACAAGGAGAAAGAGGCUCUCAACUAUUUGUUUAUCCUGGUUCCUCUGAUCAAUGUUAUCAUCCCGUUCUUCGUGAAAUCAUUCGCGGUUGUCUGGUCUGCAGAUACAGUUGCUUUCUUCGUGAUGUAUGCAUGGAAGCUUGGAUGGCUGCAAAAGUCCGAUUGAAGAGUUUCCUGAUGAGAGGAACAUCUGAACUGCAAAUUUUGCUGUUUCUUUUUGGAGGGCACAGAUUGAUGAGGUUAUUUCUAUGUAUAGUCUGCAAGUUUCGUCCGUAUCCAUGUAGUACGGAGAAAAAGGAUUUUGCCAUCAAUUUGCUAAAUAGGUGUACCUGAAGACUGAGUUGUCGACCGGUAUGUUAAGUAGGAAAUAGGCAGCUCUGUUAGAUAAUAUGUGUCCGUAUUCUAAAAGAUGUGCCUACUGUAAUCAAAUGUAGCAGAUGCAUCAACAUUUUCUAGGUCUGCAGCUGCAUCAACUUCAAAACACAUGUAUGGUUCAAAGUGAACUUCGAGACUUGAUGUGCAUAUCUGCAUGAAAGAAAGAUUGAAACUGCAGAUUCUCGUGUG
Molecule: messenger RNA, 1244 nt
Organism: Brachypodium distachyon (stiff brome)
Lineage: Eukaryota; Viridiplantae; Streptophyta; Magnoliopsida; Poales; Poaceae
Exons: 4
Coding region: 136-846 (236 amino acids)
Biological process (GO): defense response
Cellular component (GO): chloroplast
Source: RefSeq, a predicted model, not a curated record